UAUAUAAACACCACUGUGGAGAGAGUCACCAUCUGCGACACAAGAGUUGACAAUGGAUUCCAGUACCUACAAGCUCUAUCACAAAGACUGCUUUGAUUCCAGAGAACAUCUGGACACUUACUUCUCAGAUAAAGAUGACAUGGUCUUUGGGGAGGAUUUCUUGUUAUUUCCCAUAGAACAUCUUAGAAAAACUUUUGCAUUGGGUUAUAUUAAAGGAGAUAUCUUGAUUGACCUCAGCCUUGGUUCUAUACUUCAUCAUCUGUAUUCAUCCUGUGAGUUUUUCAAAGACAUCAUAGUGCUCAAGGUCAGUGACCGAUGCAUCAUGGAGCAGAAAAGAUGGGUGGACGCACGUACAGGAGCAUUUGAUUGGAGCCAUGCAACAAAACUUCAUGUAGACACAGAAGGAAACAGUGACGAAUUACAGGAGAAGAAUGAAAAUUUGAAAUCAGCAAUUCAUCAAAUAGUAAAAUGUGACCUUGAGAAGCCAAAUAUCACAGGUCUGAUAGUCUUACCACCAGCAGAUUGUAUCAUCAGCGGUGCGCUCCUGGAUGUUGUCUGCAAAGAGCAAGAAGAUUACAUCAGAUGUCUCUCGAAGUUGUGGGGUUUACUAAAACCUGGAGGACACCUCAUAUUAAUUGGGAUUGUAGAUGCAACAUUUUUCAAACUUAAGGAAGACAUGUUCCAUGUAUUAAACUAUAAUGAGAGGUUUGCCAGGGAGGCUGUAGAGGGAGCAGGCUUUGUUAUUGAUUAUUGUAAGGUUAAGGAAAGAACAGCUGUUAGUGACCUUACUGACUAUAAGGGCACAAUAUUCAUUGUAGCUCACAAGGAGCAGUAGAGCUGAGUAGAAACUUACGAUUUAAGGAAACAAAAUAAACGACUUUUGUGGCGUAUAUCUUGUGCAGAUUCUGUUGCACGCCUUGCUGCGACAGAAUCUGCAACUUCUUCCCCAUUCACGCCAGGUCUCAAAAAGUGGGCAUGGUGUGGGUAGGAAGGCCGGCCUGUCUCAUUUAUCAUUUUCUACGCCUGGUUUAGUCAUAGAAAAUGGUUUAAAUGUAAGACUGCAAGGAAACUGCCUUACAUUUAGAAUCAGGUGGUGGAUAGGACGAAAUUAUGUAGAGGCUGUGCUCCUAAUGCCUCAUUCACGUUUCAGUGUUUUGGUCAGUGAUUUUGAGCCAAAACCAGGUGCGGCUCUAAACACAGAACAGGUGCAGAUCUUUCCCUUAGGCCUCAUUCAGACAACCAUAUGAAUGGGUCGACAUCCGUUCCCCAAUUUUAUGGAAGGGGUGCGGACCCAUUCAUUUCAAUGAGGCCGCAAAAGAUGGGGACAGCACCGUGUGCGGUCCACAUCCGUAGUUCUGUUCUGCUGUCCCGCAAAACAGAUAGAGCAUGUCCUACUGCAGACAAGAAUAGGCAUUUCUAUCAUAGUGUUGGCCAUGUGGGGUCCGCAAAAUUCGGAACGCACACGGCCGAUAUCCUUGUUUUGCGGAUCCGCAAUUUGCGGAACACAAAACACUACGGCCGUAUGAAUAAGCCCUUAUACCUUAUAUCUGUGGAGGCUCCAAUCCUUGUUUUGGUUCACAUUCACUGAUGGAGAUCACUGAUCGAAACACUGACGUGUGAAUGAGGCUUAAGUCUUUAUGUCAAGAGCAUACAGUGUACGUAAAGCUUUAAACCAGGAUUAAAAAGAAUCUGUCACCAAUUUUAUGCUCGUCUUUCUGAGAGAAGCAUUAACUGCCGACAGAGAUGUUAGUUUAAACGAUGGGGCACUUACUUGUUUUUAGCAUGUGUUUUUCUUAAAAUGUCUAUUAGACGUCUUCAGUGCAAGUCAAGUGAUGAAGUCUCCUUUAGACAGUCUAAGGAGUCCUUGUAUUCAGGAGGACCUCUCAGCUCUCCUCAUCAACCACCACUAGUUGACAGCGUUUUUCCUAUUCACACUAUAUAAAGAGAGCAAUCAAUUGUGUGCAGGGGAGAGGCCAGACAGAGCAGAAGAAUAUCAAGUUUCCAGCACUUGUCACAUAUGGAGGUUCUUUUAAUUUUAAAGGGAACCUGUCACCGGGAUUUUGAUACAUAUGCAAAUUAACCUGAGAUGAGUCCUGUACAUGAGAUG
Bufo bufo (common toad) is the source of this 2107-nucleotide messenger RNA. Its product is annotated as nicotinamide N-methyltransferase-like. Gene Ontology annotation, molecular function: N-methyltransferase activity. The record is from RefSeq and is a predicted model, not a curated record. The transcript is spliced from 3 exons. Lineage: Eukaryota; Metazoa; Chordata; Amphibia; Anura; Bufonidae. Gene Ontology annotation, cellular component: cytosol. The coding region runs from base 53 to 835 and encodes 260 amino acids.